UCUAUUUAAGUCUUGUGAUAGAGAGGAGGGACAAAGGGGAGCAGGAGAUAAAUAUUCUGGUACAUUCUUCUCUCCAUCACUUUGUGUCUGAUUCUACAGCAUUAACACAGAAAGGGGGAGUUGAAAUAGCCAAGAUGCCUGAGAAAGCACCAGAGAGGAAAUCUAAAAUCUCAGCCUCUCGCAAGCUCAUGCUGAAGAGCUUGAUGGUCGCCAAGGCCAAAGAGGAGCUGGAGCAGGAGAUGGAAGAGAAAGAGGAACAGAAGUCAAAGUACCUGGAAGAAAAAUCUCCUCCUAUACAAACCAGCGGCAUGUCCUUAGCAGAGCUACAGACGUUAUGUGAAGAACUGCAUGCCAAAAUCGAUGUGGUGGACGAGGAGCGGUAUGAUAUUGAAGCCAAAGUCGUGCACAACAACAGAGAGAUUAAAGACCUAAACAUUAAGGUACUGGACCUGCGAGGCAAAUUUAAGAGACCCAACCUGAGAAGGGUGAGAGUCUCUGCUGAUGCCAUCCUGCGCUCACUGCUGGGCUCCAAACACAAGGUCUCUUUGGACCUGCGAGCUAAUCUUAAGUCAGUCAAGAAGGAAGACACAGAAAAGGAGAAGACGGUAGAGGUGAGCGACUGGAGGAAGAAUGUGGAAGCCAUGUCGGGCAUGGAGGGUCGCAAGAAAAUGUUUGAUGCAGCAAAAGGCCCCAACCAGUAAAUGGAUUAUUAAAGCUACAGCUGGCUUUUAUCUUACUUCAAAUACCAUCACUUGUAAAGCAGAGUGGAGAACACAGCACAAAACAGGAAUUCAUUAACUUUUGAGUACUUCAGAGGCUCACAGACAAUUUAUUGGUAUUUUAUACUCAGUAUAUGGAGGUGUGAGAACCACAGGGACAUAAGUAACAUUUGACCAACUUUAGAAGAGGGACACAAAAACUUUACUUUGUCCCGACAUUGGACUUCACAGUCCCGGCACUAUGUAGUUCGGCAAAACUGGAUUGCUUAAGUAUUAACAUGUGUCCUUUUGGCAGUAGAAAAAUCUCCCUGAGAGCGUAUAUAACCUAUUGUCGCCCAAAAUGUUAAUUAUGACUCUCUGGCUCUGAAACCUCUAUUUUUUGACCUGCAUUUUCUGUGUGUUUCAUUUCAUAAUCACUGAAAUAAACAU
Molecule: messenger RNA, 1148 nt
Organism: Scatophagus argus
Lineage: Eukaryota; Metazoa; Chordata; Actinopteri; Scatophagidae
Gene: tnni1b
Product: troponin I type 1b (skeletal, slow)
Exons: 8
Coding region: 135-701 (188 amino acids)
Biological process (GO): muscle contraction
Cellular component (GO): troponin complex
Source: RefSeq, a predicted model, not a curated record